GCCCUGAUGAUCGCGGAGUGCUGAGGUCUGCAGGAGAGAGGAGGGUGCUCAGGCAUUCAAGGGGUGCUCUGCAAAGCGGGGCGCUGGGGAUGUGGCUGCUGAGGAGAAACUGAGGGACGGCAGGUCUGAGCACGGCCGACGAAACCUGGACGUUGACAGCAGCGAGUAGCUUCUUCCUCCAGACAAUCCCCACUUCAGACUUGCAGAAUCAGAAUCUGCACUUACAGAGCUGGUUGGAAUCAGAACCCAAAUAUGAUUCAGUGCUGACACUGCUGUGAUUGGAUGAUAUACCUUAUCUACCAUUUUCAUUAAUAACUGCCAUUGAGAGGAACCAAAGUAAAAAAUAUUUGCUAUAUUUGAUACUUGCAGCUCAGAUUGGAGACACUUGUGGUAAAAAUGGAAAGCACGAUGAUUUCAGAGAAAAUGUCACAGUUAAUUUUGAGUGAAAUGCCAAAAGCUGAAUAUUCCAGUAUAUUCAAUGAUUUUGUUGAAUCUGAAUUUUUUGUGAUUGAUGGAGAUUCAUUACUUAUCACACAUAUAUGUGAGAAAUCUUUAAAGCCAGGGCAGAAUCUCCACUUCUUCUAUCUGAUUGAACACUAUUUUGUGGAUAUUAUUAGUAAAGGAGGACAGUUUGCCAUAGUUUUUUUCAAGGAUGCAGAGGAUGCAUAUUUCAGCUUCCCUGAACUUCUUUCUUUGAGAACUGCUUUAAUUCUUCAUCUUCAGAAUAAUACUACCAUUGAUGUUCGAACUGAAUUUUCUGGAUGCUUAUCAGAGGAGUGGAAAAUUUUCUUGGAAGAGAGUUGCCCAUAUUUCCUAAUAGUUGCAGAUGAAGGCCUUAACAGUCUACAAACACAACUUUUCAGCUCUUUAAUCAUUCAGUCUUGGGCAAUGAAGGUCAAUGUUGUGCUUUUCUCAGGGCAAGCAUCUAAUAUUCUUCGACUUUACGCAUACUUUUUGCCAAGCAUGAACAGAAACCAGAUAUUUUUCAAGGAGAAUAAAAACAAGAUUGAAGAUGCUUAUAAAACCCUGCUUAAACAGUUGAAUAACUGUAGAGAUUCUGCAAUAUCAUCUCUUUUUGGAAAUUUAAAAUGGGAAAAUAUGAUGGAAGAGGCAUGUGAGACUAUAUUGCUGCUGAAGCAACUCUGGCCAGAAGGAUCUGACAUUCGGCGUGUCCUUUGUGUUACUUCAUGCUCAUUGUCUUUAAGAAUAUACCAUAACUUUUUAGAAAACAGAAAGAAGACCACCUCUAACCAGAAAAGUAACGUCAAGCAGAUGGGAAGUAAUUGCUUAACCCUGCAGGAGAUGGAAGAUUUAUGUAAACUGCAUUGUCUCAGUGUGGUUUUUCUACUCCACCUACCUCUUUCUCAAAGAGCGUGUACUAGAGUCAUCACUUCUCGCUGGAUUAAUAACAUUCAGACUUCAUUAAAAAUGAAAAGGUGGUGUGAAUAUUUCAUCCUAAGUAAUAUAAACAUUUUUGAAUUUUGGAAUAUGAAUUUAACUCACCUGCCUGACUUAAGUGAUGAGCCUUUACUGAAGAAUAUUGUUUUUUACUAUGAAAAUGAGACUGUACAAGGGCUGCAUUUGGAUUUGGGAAAAGUCAUUAUGAAGGAUUAUGAACAUCUCUGGGAUACCGUAUCAAAGUUAGUCGGAAAGUUUGAUGUUGGAAAGCCAUUUCCUUUGAGAACAACAAAACUUCAUUUUCUUGGAAAUAAUCCAUCACCAAUCAGAGACAGCUCCAAGAAAAAGAUGCCUAAUUUGGGUUUUAUUCCAGUGUCAUCUAAGGUGGUUGAUAAGUUCGCUGGAGACAUUUUGAAAGAUUUGCCAUUCCUAAAGAGCAACGAUCCUAUUGUUACUUCACUGAUUAAACAAAAGGAAUUUGAUGAACUCGUGCACUGGCAUUCUCACAAACCCCUUAGUGAUCAUUACGACAGGACAAAGUGUCAAUUUGAUGAAAAAUCUAGAGACCCUCGUGUUCUUAGAGCUGUGCAAAAGUAUCAUGUUUUUCAACGAUAUUAUGGGAAUUCAUUAGAAUCAGUGUCUUCCAAAAUCAUCGUGACUCAAGCUAUUAAGCCAAAGAAGAAUUUUAGUGGACCCAAGAGCAAAAAGUCACAUGAGACCAAGACUGAGGCGAUUAUUAGAGAGAAUAAGAAGAGGUUAUUUGCCAAGGAAGAACAGAAAGAAGAGCAAAAAUGGAAUGCUCUGUCAUUUUCUAUUGAAGAGGAAAUGGAAAACAAUUUAAACUCUGGAAUAAAGAACUUGGAAGAUUUUUUGAAAUCAUGUAAAAGUAAUUCAGUGAAAUUUCAAGUUGAAAUGGUAGGGUUAGCUGCCUGCUUGAAAGCGUGGAAAGAACAUUGCCGAGGUGAAGGUGAAACCACAAAGGAUUUAGGUAUAGCUGUUCAAAUGAUGAAAAGGAUCCAUUCCUUGAUGGAAAAAUACCCAGAACUUUUGCAAGAAGCAGAUCGGCAUCUCAUAGUCAGAUGCCUUAAGUAUUUAGGAUUUGAUGAGUUGGCAAGUUCUUUAUAUCCAACCCAGGAUACAGGAGAUGACAUAAAGAAGAGGAAAAAGAAUAAAUAUUCAAUUGGCAUUGGACCAGCUAGGUUUCAACUACAAUACAUGGGCCAUUAUUUGAUACGAGAUGAGAGAAAUGAUCCAGAUCCCAGGGUCCAGGACUUUAUUCCUGACACAUGGCAGCGAGAGCUCCUCGACGUUGUGGAUAAUUAUGAGUCAGCAGUGAUUGUUGCCCCAACGUCCUCAGGCAAAACCUAUGCUUCCUACUACUGCAUGGAGAAAGUGCUGAAGGAGAGCGAUGAAGGGGUGGUUGUGUAUGUUGCACCCACAAAGGCUCUUGUUAAUCAAGUGGCAGCAACUGUUCAGAAUCGUUUUACCAAAAAUCUGCCAGGUGGUGAAGCUCUAUGUGGUGUUUUUACAAGGGACUACCGUCAUUAUGCCCUAAACUGUCAGGUGCUUAUUACAGUUCCUGCCUGCUUUGAAAUUCUGCUGCUAGCUCCUCAUCGCCAACACUGGGUAAAAAGGAUCAGAUAUGUUAUAUUUGAUGAGGUCCAUUGUCUGGGUGGAGAAAUUGGAGCAGAAAUCUGGGAACACAUCCUUGUCAUGAUCCGAUGUCCCUUUUUGGCUCUUUCAGCUACCAUAAGUAACCCUGAACAUCUCACUGAGUGGCUACAAUCAGUGAAACAGUACUGGAGACAAGAAAAUAAUAGAAUGGAAAAAAAUAUUGCUUCUAAGAGAAAUGCUGGCUAUCAUGCCAGUGUUCCCAAAGACUACCUGCAAUUAAAACAAUCAUAUAAAGUUAGACUUGUGCUCUAUGGAGAGAGGUACAAUGAUUUAGAGAAGCAUAUAUGUUCAGUAAGACAUGGUGACAUUCAUUUUGAUCAUUUUCACCCAUGUGCUGCACUAACGACAGACCAUAUUGAAAAAUACGGAUUCCCUUCUGAUCUUACUCUUUCACCUCGAGAAAGCAUCCAGCUUUAUGAUACCAUGUUUCAAACCUGGGAAAGUUGGCCCCGGGCCCAGGAACUGUGUCCAGAGAACUUCAUUCAUUUUAAGAAUAAAUUAGUAAUUAAAAAGUUAGAUGCCAGAAAAUAUGAAGAGAGCUUAAAGGAAGAAUUAACAAGAUGGACUAAAGAAGGCAAUAUACAGGAGGUUAAAAUGGUACUGGAAAAUCUUAGUCCUGAUUUGGAUUUUAGUUCAGAAAAUAUGGUAAAAAUGUUUCCAUUUUUCGUUGAAAAGCUAAGAAAAAUGAACAAGUUACCUGCACUAUUUUUUUUAUUCAAACUAAGAGAUGUAGAAGAAAGAGCUAAAAGUGUGAGCACUUUCCUGGAAGAAAAGCAGGAGAGAAAAAGGCCUCCCAAAGCUGAUAAAGCAGCCCAUGACAUAGCGAACAAACUUCGGAAAGUUAAAAAGUCCAUGGACAAACAAAAGAUAAUAGAUGAAAAAAGCCAGAAAAAAACCAGAAAAAUGGACCAAAGCCUAAUACAUGAAGCUGAACAUGAUAAUCUACUGAAGAGUCUAGAGAAGAACCUGGAAAUCCCUCAGGACUGCACCCAUGCUGAUCAAAAAGUGAUAGAUGCUGAGACUUUGCAGAUGGUGUUUGAUCGAGUAAAAUUUCAAAGAAAAGGUGCAGAACUGAAAGCUUUGGCAGAAAGGGGUAUUGGAUACCAUCACAGAUCUAUGAGCUUCAAAGAAAAACAGUUAGUUGAAAUUCUCUUUAGAAAAGGAUUUAUCAGGGUGGUGACAGCUACUGGGACACUUGCUUUAGGAGUCAACAUGCCUUGUAAAUCUGUGGUUUUUGCUCAAAACUCAGUCUAUCUGGAUGCUUUAAAUUACAGACAGAUGUCUGGUCGUGCUGGAAGACGAGGUCAAGACCUGUUGGGAGAUGUAUAUUUCUUUGAUAUUCCAUUGCCCAAAAUAGGAAAACUCAUAAAAUCUAAAGUUCCUGAGCUGAGAGGACAGUUCCCUCUGAGCAUUUCCCUGGUCCUGCGACUCAUGCUACUGGCCUCCAAAGGAGAUGACCCAGAGGAUGCCAUGGCAAAGGUGCUGUCAGUGCUAAAGCAUUCAUUGCUGUCCUUCAAACGCCCCAGAACCGUGCACAUGUUAAAACUUUACUUCUUGUUUACUCUGCAGUUCCUGGUGAAGGAGGGCUAUUUAGAUCAAGAAGCCAAUCCUAUGGGGUUUGCUGGACUUGUAUCACAUUUGCAUUAUCAUGAACCUUCUAAUCUUGUUUUUGUCAGUUUUCUUGUAAAAGGCCUUUUUCACAAUCUUUGUCAGCCAACCAGUAAAGGUUCAAAACAUUUUUCUCAAGAUGUUAUGGAAAAGUUGGUGUUAGUAUUGGCACAUCUCUUUGGAAGGAAACAUUUUCCAUCAAAGUUCCAAGAUGCUAACCUCAAGUUUUAUCAAUCAAAGGUGUUCCUUGAUGAUCUCCCUGAGGAUUUCAGUGAUGCUUUACAUGAGUAUAACAUGGCAGUUACAAAGGAUUUUGCCUCUUUCCUACUUAUUGUUUCCAAACUGGCUGAUAUGAAACAGGAAUAUCAACUCCCUUUAUCAAAAAUCAAUUUCACAGGUAAUGAGUGUAAAGACUCCCAGCUUGUGUCUCAUUUGAUGAACUGCAAGGAAGGAAGAGUAGCCGUUUCACCAUUUGCUUGUCUCUCUGGGAACUCUGACUGUGAUCUGCUUCAACCAGAUACUCCAAACCAUGUCAUUCUACGUACAAUUGGUAUUGAUCACACUCAAGCUCCUGUGCUGCAGUCCCAGAAAUUUGAUAGCCGUGGAAGAAGAUUAUCACUUAAUGCUUAUGCGCUUGAUUUCUACAAACACGGUUCAUUGGUAGGAUUAGUCCAGGAUAACAGGAUGAAUGAAGGAGAAGCUUACCUUUUGUUGAAAGAUUUUGCACUCACCAUUGAAGCUAUCAGUGUUUCCUUGCGUGAACUAUGUGAAGAUGAAGGUGACAGUGUUGUCUUAGCAUUUGAACAACUUAGUAAAACCUUUAUGGGAAAACUUGAAAAAGUCUAAAAACAAAGUCUAUGAAAAACACUUAAAAUAUCACCAUAGGAGUUUUACGUGUCAACUUUUGAUUCUCCUGUGUUGUGCAUCUAUGAUGAAGUGGAAAGAGCAAGCCCUUUGGACUCAAACAGAGUUGCAGUCACACCUGCCAUGUUCCAUCAGAAGUACACUUGGACAUAUUGUUUACAAUAUUUGAAUGUUAGUUUCUGUUUUUAGUUGAGUAUUUACACUUACACCUCUGGUAAGUUUGAGAACUGAAUAAGAAAAUGCAAACAUUUUGUAUGUAUGUGACUGAAGAACAACUUUUAAUCUGUGAGGCCUAAAAACAUAUUAUAUUCUUAAUAUUCUUCUUCUCAGUGUCAAGAUUUGUAAAAAGCCUUAAAAAAAUUAUUAUGGUACCCUGAAGGAAAAAUAUAUUCUCUCCAAUUAACAUAAAUGUGAUUACAUGAUGUAGAUAUAUGCUUAUUCAAACACUACCUUCUAGUAAACUUAAACUACUUUUUGAAAAUAUAAAUGAAAAAUGUCUAUGAAAAAAUGCUCAACAUCACUAGUCAUCAGGGAAAUGCAAAUUAAAACCACAUUGAGAUAUCAUCUUUCCCCAGCUAGAUUGGCUAUAAUAAAAAAGACAGAGAAUAACAAAUACUGUUGAGGACAUGGAGAGAAAGGAACACUCCUACACUAUUGUGUAAAUUGGUACAACCACAAUGGAAAACAAUAUGGAGUUUUCUCACACAACUACAGAUGAAUCUUCUAGACGAUUCAGCAGUCCCACUUCUGGGUAUAUACCCAGAGGAAUGGAAAUCAUCAUGUAGAAGAGAUACCUGCACUCCCAUGUUCAUCACAGCUCUGUUCACAAUAGCCAAGACAUGGAACCAAGCUAAAUGUCCAUUGAUGGACGACUGGAUAAGGAAAAUGUGGUACACAUACACCAUCGGAUACUACUCUGCUAUAAAAAAGAAUGAAAUUCUCCCAUUUGCAGCAACAUAGAUGAACUUGGAGAAACUUAUGUUGAGUUAGUAAGCAAAGCACAGAGGAAUAAAUACUGUAUGUACUCACUCAAAUGUGGGAGAUAAGAGAGAAAGAAGGAAGGAAAGAAAGACCACAGUGGUGCGCUGGACUUGCAGAGGGAGAGAACAUACCCGGGGAUACAAAGUGGAGUGGGGAAAGGGGGAUGGGAGGAGGUCGGGGAUAAUUGGGUGGGGGACACAGGGUAUAACCACAAUUUGUGGUAAUGGGCAUGCUGCCAGUAUGGAUCUGGCUUUCACAUCUUAAGCACAAGUGGUGACAAUUGCUUUGUACCCCAUGAAUAUUUAUAACCAAUAAAAAUAAAUAAAUAAAUAAAAGGAAAAUAUAAAUGAGAGCUUUGGUAUCACUUUUGUGAUGCUUUAAAAGAAAACAUAUUGCUCAUGAUUUGCUUUAUUUGAGUUGUAUUUGUUUAAUUGUAUAUA
Molecule: messenger RNA, 6965 nt
Organism: Cynocephalus volans (Philippine flying lemur)
Lineage: Eukaryota; Metazoa; Chordata; Mammalia; Dermoptera; Cynocephalidae
Gene: DDX60
Product: DExD/H-box helicase 60
Exons: 39
Coding region: 397-5526 (1709 amino acids)
Biological process (GO): defense response to virus
Cellular component (GO): cytoplasm
Molecular function (GO): ATP binding; double-stranded RNA binding; single-stranded RNA binding
Source: RefSeq, a predicted model, not a curated record